AAGUGUACGCUGGAUGCAGUGUAACCGAAAUUCUGUGAACAGUUUUUGAAUUUCAGUCGUUAAGUUGGCGAGUGUGUUUGGGUGUAACAGCGACCGGUGAAUUUGGUACGUACCAAAAAGGGCAACAUCUUCAAGGCUCUCCCCCUGGUGUAUCUGGUCUCAAGGUCGACUGAAGAGACGCUCACUCGACGGAUAGCUAGUGGCGUGUUAACACACCUCAUACCGGACCCACGUAAUUUACAUCGCUGAAAAGAGCUGAGUGCUUGUUAAUAGCUAGAGACAGGAAGAAAUGCCGUCUCAACACGGUCCCCAGAUACGUGACAACACCGACGGCUCGAUUGUGGUCCAGUACCAGCCUCAGGUCGCCGGCAGACAUGAGGUUAAUAUCAACCACUCCGAUUCGCCAGUCCCAGGCACGCCGUUUUGCUGUAUUGUGGACAGCGUGGAUGGCGGCUUCGUGACGGCUUACGGCCAGGGCUUGGCCGUGGCCAUGAGUGGAGAGAAGACACAGUUCACAGUCGUCACAAAAGGAGGCUCAGCAAAGAACCUUGAUGUAUAUAUUGACGGUCCGAUGAAGAUCCAGCCGGACAGGGAGGACAGGCCUGACGGCUCCUCUAUUAUCUCGUACAUGCCUAUGACACCCGGAGCCUACAACAUCUCAGUAAAGUUCAGGGGCAAACACAUCAAAGGCUCACCAUUCGCCGCCAAAGUGUCCGGUGAGGGAAGGAAGCGCUCCCAGUUCUCUGUGCCCGAGACAGCCGAGUACAGCCUGGGGGUGAUGGAGCCAGACAUUGUAAGCCUGGUAGGAAACGUUAAAACACCAUCUGGCAACGUAGACCCCUGCCUCCUGAAGAAACUGGCGAACGGAAACCUGGGUAUUGCCUCUUUCACUCCCCGGGAACGGGGUCGCUAUGAGGUCAGUGUCUUAAGGGAUGACCGCCCCAUUAAGGGCAGUCCUUUCAGAGUGGAUGUGGGUGAGAAGGACAUUGCGCAUGCCAGUAAAGUUAAGGUGACCGGAAAAGCUCUGCGAGAAGGAACCGCCAACAGCGCCAAUGUUCUCACCAUUGACGCCUCUCAAGCAGGUUACGGCGGUCUGAGCGUGGUUGUAGAAGGGCCUCACAGAUCAGACAUUACCCUAAAUGAUAUCACCGACAAAGUGGCUAACGUCAAGUACAGUCCCCAUGAGCCUGGCAUUUAUAUUCUCAACAUCCGGUUUGCUGAUGAACACAUACCAGGCAGCCCUUAUCUGGUGGAUAUCGGGGGACAGCCUUCGGGUCGAGUGAGAGAGUGUGGAACAAAACACGUGAACGCUGCAGAAAUUGUAGGACCCAACAGCAACUGUGAAUUGCUCCUCAAAUUGCCUGGUACUAAUCCGUUUGACAUGGAGGCCUCUUUGACAGACCCCUCCGGAUCCACUGAGGUGGUUGAGGUGGUUGAUGAGGAUGACUUCCAUUACAUCAUCCGCUUCCAGCCCAAGGUCAAGGGCACGCAUACAAUCAGCGUCAAACACAAGAGCAUGCACGUUUCAGGUAGCCCUUUCCAAUAUACGGUUGGUUCCAUGGUUGCCAGUGGCCACCACAAAGUGCAGGUGGGCGGCACCGGUCUGGAGAGAGGAGAGGUGGGAAUAAACAAUGACUUCAAUGUGUACACCCGGGAAGCCGGUUCCGGAGAGUUGUCCAUAGCUAUUGAAGGUCCGUCCAAAGCCAAAGUCAGCUUCGAGGAACGCUCCAACGGCAUGACAGGGGUCAGCUACGUGGUGGACAAACCAGGGAAAUAUGGAAUACAUGUCAAAUUCAACGAUGAGCAUAUUCCCAACUCUCCCUUCAUUGUGAAUGUAGCACCUGACAGUGGUGCCGUCCGUAAAGUCACCAUUCAUUCACUGAGAGACAAGGGUUUGGAGCCCAACAAGCCUGCCACAUUUAGCGUUAACUUGAACGGAGCUAAGGGUGAACUUCAUGCCACGAUCUUCUGUCCAAGCGGCGCUCACGAGGACUGCUUCAUCCAGGAGAUGGACACAGACGUGUACGGUCUGAGGUUUGUACCCAAAGAGAAGGGAGUUCACUACGUCCACAUCAUGCUCAAUGAUACCCACAUCCCGGAGAGUCCCUACGCCAUGAUGGUCGGAUCCCUAGCCGCUGACCCUGCCAUGUUACACGCCUUCGGGGAUGGGCUGGAAAAAGCCAAAACUGGUCAGAAGAACAAGUUCGUAGUGAGGACGGCCAAUGCCGGAGCAGGCACACUGGCGGUCUUUAUCGAGGGCCCCUCUAGAUCUGCCUUGAGCUGCAAAGAGUUGGACGAAGGCUACGAGUUCAUCUACACACCUUUCUCUCCUGGGAACUACCUGAUCACGAUUAAAUACGGCAACAUCAGAAUCGCUGGCAGUCCCUUCCAGGCAGUUGCCACAGGAGUUGGACGAAAACCGUCACCAAUCACGGAGCAAUCCAGCAUGGUUGUGGAAACCGUGGAAAAGAAACCAGGCACAGGCAAGAAGGCCAUUCAUUUCACGGGAGAUGCCAGCAAAGUGGUUGCCAAGGGCAAUGGAUUGAAGAAAGCCUUCACCAACAGACUACUUAAUGUCACCAUAGACAUCAAAGAUGCAGGAAAUGCUUUGCUUAGCGUUGGAAUGAUGAGUCCCUCCGGCAAACCGGAACCUGAACUGAGUCUGAAGCAAACCUCCAAGACUGUGUACACACUAAGUUACAAGGUGGCCGAAAUUGGGGAACAUACUCUGUCCAUCAAAUUUGGAGAGGACGAUAUUCCCGGCUCGCCCUUCAUGCUGUCCACGUGAAUCCAUGUUCCAUUUGAUGUCAAUGAGGGGGCUGGAUUUCCUGACAUUUCAGCACACUUACUUGUGCAGAAAUGUUCAAAUUUACAAACUUUUUUUUUAAUGACGCCAGAUGUUUGCACCCCACCCCCAAUUCGCAAAUCUGAUGAUGUACAAUGUAUUUGUAUUAAUAUUUUUGCUUCUAUCGUGCAGUACUUUUUACCUUUAUGUUUUUCUAGUGAUGAUAGACCGUCCCGUAUAACUGUUGUAUCUCAUUCUGAUCCCAUUUUAUACAGAUUUUCACCAGACAUGCUCGACCUAUAAAUUAUUAUAAUUGGGAGUUUGUAAUUUAUUAUACUCUACCCUGUUUGAUAUUAAUAUAA
Messenger RNA from Liolophura sinensis, 3147 nucleotides. RefSeq names its product filamin-A-like. Gene Ontology annotation, biological process: actin cytoskeleton organization. Lineage: Eukaryota; Metazoa; Mollusca; Polyplacophora; Chitonida; Chitonidae. The record is from RefSeq and is a predicted model, not a curated record. Gene Ontology annotation, molecular function: actin filament binding. The coding region runs from base 290 to 2788 and encodes 832 amino acids. The transcript is spliced from 16 exons.